CAUUUUUGGUCAGUUUUUUGUUUUCUCAAGCAAUGGGAGAAGUGAAAAGCGGACCUCAUAGCGAAGACGGAGGAGGUCAUGGGGAAGAAUCACCUACUAGUCUACAAAUUGUCACUUUUAAAUGGCACCAUGUGCAGGACCCUUACAUAAUUGCUUUGUGGAUUCUUGUGGCAAGCUUAGCCAAAAUUGUGUUUCAUAUAUCCCACAAAGUGACCACUGUUGUUCCAGAAAGCUGUCUUCUUAUCGUACUUGGCCUGUUCCUGGGAGGAAUUGUGUGGGCUGCGGACCAUAUUGCUUCUUUUACAUUAACUCCAACAGUCUUUUUCUUCUACUUACUGCCACCUAUUGUUCUCGAUGCUGGCUACUUUAUGCCAAAUAGAUUAUUUUUUGGGAACCUUGGAACCAUUCUUCUCUAUGCAGUGGUUGGAACAGUAUGGAAUGCUGCCACAACUGGUCUUUCUCUUUAUGGCGUUUACCUUACUGGAAUAAUGGGAGAUCUGAAUAUAAGUGUGGUGGAGUUUCUUCUGUUUGGAAGCUUAAUUGCUGCAGUGGAUCCUGUGGCUGUUCUCGCUGUGUUUGAGGAGGUUCACGUCAAUGAUGUCCUAUUUAUUAUUGUUUUUGGAGAGUCUCUUUUAAAUGAUGCUGUCACAGUGGUGUUGUACAAUGUAUUUGAUGCAUUUGUUGCUAUUGGAGGUGAAAAUGUGACAGGUGUGGAAUGUGUAAAAGGAGUUGUGUCUUUCUUUGUGGUUAGUUUAGGAGGAACAUUAGUUGGAAUCAUUUUUGCCUUCAUUCUCAGCUUUGUUACUCGAUUUACUAAACAUGUUCGGAUUAUUGAACCUGGAUUUGUUUUUGUUAUUUCAUAUCUGUCUUAUCUUACAUCAGAGAUGCUUUCUUUGUCUGCAAUCCUUGCUAUUACAUUUUGUGGAAUUUUCUGUCAAAAAUAUGUAAAAGCGAAUAUUUCAGAACAAUCAGCAACUACUGCGAGAUACACAAUGAAAAUGCUGGCAAGUGGCGCGGAAACAAUUGUAUUCAUGUUUUUGGGAAUAUCAGCAGUGGAUCCAAAUAUUUGGACAUGGAACACUGCUUUCAUACUUUUAACAUUGCUCUUUAUCUCUGUUUACAGAGUAAUUGGUGUGGUUGUUCAAACAUGGAUUCUAAACCGCUACAGAAUGGUUCAAUUGGAAAUAAUUGAUCAGGUUGUGAUGUCCUAUGGAGGACUACGUGGUGCUGUUGCGUUUGCUUUAGUCGCUUUGCUGGAUGAAAACAAAGUGAAAGAAAAAAACCUGUUUGUCAGCACAACUAUAAUUGUUGUGUAUUUUACAGUCAUAUUUCAGGGAUUAACAAUUAAGCCCUUAGUGCAGUGGCUGAAAGUGAAAAGAAGUGAGCAUCGAGAAAUAAAGCUGAAUGAGAAACUUCAUGGCAGGGCAUUUGAUCACGUUUGCUCUGCUAUUGAAGAUAUUUCAGGACAAAUUGGACACAAUUAUAUGAGGGACAAGAUUGCAAAGUUUGAUGCCAAAUACCUCAGCAAACUUUUUAUGAGAAAGUCGGCUCAAAAAACACAAGAUCGAAUUCUUAAUGUUUUCCAUGAAUUGAAUAUGAAGGAUGCUAUAAACUACGUUGCAGAAGGUGAACGUAGAGGCUCCUUAGCAUUUAUUCGCUCCCCAAGCAUGGAGAAUAUGGUCAAUAUUGAUUUUAGCAGCCCCCGUCCAUCUCUCGUUGAGCCAUCUGUUUCCUAUCUCUUAAGAGAAAAUGCCAGUGCUGUUUGCCUAGAUAUGCAGGCACUAGAACAAAGGAGAAAAAGCAUUAAAGAUGUAGAAGAUAUUUUGAGUCACCAUACCCUACAGCAAUAUUUAUAUAAACCAAGACGACAGCAAAAGCACCUUUACAGUCGUCAUGAAGUUACUUUAGAUGAUGAUGAAAAACAAACAAAGGAGAUAUUUCAAAGAACGAUGAAGAAACGUUUAGAGUCAUUCAAGUCAACAAAGUUUGGUCGAAAACAAGCAAAAAAGAUUAAUAAAAAUUACAAACGAGAUCGAGGUCAAAGAAGAAACAGUAGUAUGACUAUGCUACCAAAUGGAAACUUUCCACAUGAAAACAAAGUGCAAGAAACAGAGUUCUCUGAUCAAGAAGACACUGUUGAAUAUGACAUGCAAAUGGACGGCUGCAUUACAUUUUUAGCUUCUUUGACCAACAACAAAGACUUGACUAAUACAGCGUUUGGAAUUGAUAACCCAGUAUUUUCAGCUGAUGAGGAACAAAAUAUCUGUCCAUUUGCACCCUGGUCAUCCAAUGAAGAUGCAGUAGUUCCAUCACAAAGAGCCCGUGUACAGAUUCCAUAUACUCCGAACAACUUUCGAAGGCUUACCCCAUUGCGCAUCAGCAAUAGAUCAGUAGAUUCCUUUUUGAUAGCAGAUGGUUCUGAGGAGCGACCCAGAUCUUUUCUACCAGAAUGAAAUAUGUGAUUGUGACACUAGUGGCCAACAGGCAUAUGAAUGCUCCACAAAGAAUCCCCCACCUUGGUCAUUUCACAAGACAAACAGAAUUGCUGUGCCUCCAUUAGAAGGAACAUUAAAGAUUGUGCCUUCUUGUCUUCAGUGGCCUUGUACUCCAGGUUACUCGUCACUAGAGUCCAGAGGAAUAAGCAAUCUGCCUUCUACCAAAUUGGAAUACAUGAAAAGCGACCAAAACCAGCCGUCAUCUCAGUGUGAAACAAUUUCAGAUGUAAAUGAAAUAGGUCUUAUGAAAUCUGGAUAUUGGACAGGGCAUAUUGAUCAACUGAUGGAUAGACACCUGGACAUUUAUCUAAUAAAAAAUGAUUCUGAAGACUCUAAUCCCAAAGAGGAUUAUGAACACAAACCACUGUUAAAGAAAAGUAUAUCACUGAGAUCAGCCACACCAAGGCAAACUCACUGUUCUUUCCAUUCGCUGAAUAAUUUUGCAUAUCUUCCUCAGCUGCAAAAACUACAUUCUCGCACUCCUCCACAUUUUCUAGAUCAAGAAGAAACACAACUUUAAGAUAUUAAAAUAAUAUACUAAACUUGCUCUACAGCAGGUAACACUUCAUUAAACAAAAUGAAAACCAGCCAUUUGAAUCUUUGAUGCUAUAGAAGGAAGGGAUUAAUUAGCGUUGAAAGGGCUAAUUAACAACAAUCACAAUUUAAAGGAAAACAUUACGGUACCUACUUUUAUUAUAAAUAUGUUCAUUUAUUUAAGCAAUACCAUGUAUUUUGGUUUCGCAGUGAUUGUAACUGAUGUUUUUGUUUUUCAGUCAUAAUUGCUUUGGAGAUAUUUAAAGCAAGAGACCUCAUUGAUGAUUAUAUUUUUGCAAAAAUGUGGCAAAACUAUCAUAUUAAUUAUUUUCCUUUUCUAAAAUGAUCCCCCCCUGUCAUUGUAAAUGGAAGCAGUAGUUUAUCAAGAAGGGGAAAAUAAAUUAAUACAGAGAAAAAACUCAUGCAACUCAAGAGAAUAGGAAUUGAAGAUGGCUGUUCUAUACCUGUGUACACAAUACUUAUGUAUUGUUUUUAAUCUUUAGACACCAUUACAUAGCUUUAUGUAGUAUGUAUGUGCCA
Spea bombifrons (plains spadefoot toad) is the source of this 3569-nucleotide messenger RNA. RefSeq names its product solute carrier family 9 member A3 (gene SLC9A3). Gene Ontology annotation, cellular component: brush border membrane; apical plasma membrane. Gene Ontology annotation, biological process: proton transmembrane transport; sodium ion transport; regulation of pH. The coding region runs from base 33 to 2453 and encodes 806 amino acids. The transcript is spliced from 17 exons. NCBI's taxonomy places the organism in Eukaryota, Metazoa, Chordata, Amphibia, Anura, Pelobatidae. Gene Ontology annotation, molecular function: sodium:proton antiporter activity. The record is from RefSeq and is a predicted model, not a curated record.